Cyphellophora attinorum is the source of this 1539-nucleotide messenger RNA. RefSeq lists its product as uncharacterized. The record is from RefSeq and is a predicted model, not a curated record. Lineage: Eukaryota; Fungi; Ascomycota; Eurotiomycetes; Chaetothyriales; Cyphellophoraceae. The transcript has 2 exons. The coding region runs from base 1 to 1539 and encodes 512 amino acids.
AUGCCGGAAGCCGAGAAGGAAGCAAGAGCGAGGGAGGACAAAGGCUCACACCCUCCGCCACCAUGUGAUCCUUUCCAAAGAUACCAGACGCCGUGGCCCAGAACCGAGCGCGACGACGACAAUCCCUUCAUCCGCUUCCGCAGAUUCGCAGAUAAUCAGUUCCGGGCUAUGUUCCACGGCUCAUGGCCGUUCCAGGCCAGGUCUAUAGCUGAGGAGAUGAGGAGACGAGAAGAAGAAGCAUUUGAGACGAUGCUUAGAAACGGGAGACUGGAUGUCGGGCGAGGAAUCCUGGAGGCGGCCGAUGCUGUGCAGCAGAAUCUGAGAACUGCGGCAGAGGGCGACCUUCGAUCGCGUGAGAUGCUGACCAGAGAACCCGACGAUGCACGAGCAAGUCAAAUGUACAGCGGACCAGCUGACGACCGGACCAAGUUCCCUGCCCUGGAGGACUAUAAGAGACAGUUGCAGGAGCUAGAGGAAUCGAACAAGAGGCGCCUUAUGAUGGCGCGUCAAGAGCAAGACAGCCAGGUCGAGCACGCACCUGUACCGUCGCCAGCCGAAAUAGCAGCUGCGAAAAGGCACGUGCAAGCCAUGCUAGAUGAAGCUGAGCCGCAGCUGCGAGAAGCACAGACGGAGCUCGAUCUGUGGGACCGCAUGGAGGAGCUGCCUAGCCAAACACAAGAAAAGCUACCGUUCCCCUUCAUAGGUCCAGCAUUCGAGAGGACGAGGGGCGAAGAGCUGGAUCCAUUUAGGGACGAAGACCACUUCUGGCCAUAUAUGCUCAGAAGUCCAUUCUCGCCGCUGGCUUUCCCACGGGGCAGGGAGGCUUCGAUGAGGCCCGGAGACAGAGCGUGGAUGACUGAGGCCUUCAAUUCGCUGUAUAGGGAUGCGCACCAUGGCGAUGGGCAGUCCGACGAAGUGGUUGGAUUAGUCGUGAAUGGGCCGAAUGGCCUCAGCUACCGUGGAGUAGGUAUGGGAGCUGGGAUCAAAGGUGCCGUUGAGGUGCGCGAAGAAUACGAGGGAGAAUUUGAAGACACAGACAAGACCGUGCCCGAGAUUGACUCCACGCCGCAAGCGACGCCAAUAGCGAGCAUCAUCGCCCAAGUCGCAAAGGAAGUCGAGAGCUUUGCUGGGUCAUUCGCAGAUGCUUUCUCAGUGCACAGAGCAGCUACAGCUAGAGAGUAUCGCAGCGAGUGUACAAGUGCCGGACAAGACUCCAUUGUCUCUACGAUGACCAGAACAGAGAGCCGAACACUCCCAGAUGGCUCAGUCGAAACACGACGAGUCCUCAGGCGCAGGUUUGCUGAUGGCAAGGAAGAGAGCGAGGAGUCGGUCGACUACGCCCAUCCACAGACGAGAGAGGUGCCGCAAUGGCUGAAGACGCACCUGGCGGCACAAGACUUUCCCACGGUUGACAAGCAGACGCAAACGACCGCGCAGACUCAGAUGACGGAUACAGUCCGAGGACCAAAGCAGGUCGAGGACCAGGGGACUUCCCAUGAGAAGCCUAGGAAAAGUGGCGGCGGUUGGUUCUGGCGAUAG